This is a messenger RNA of Acomys russatus (golden spiny mouse), 2428 nucleotides long. It is a transcript of the gene Gpr137, whose product is annotated as G protein-coupled receptor 137. Bases 871 to 2142 code for a protein of 423 amino acids. The transcript has 6 exons. Gene Ontology annotation, biological process: positive regulation of TORC1 signaling; regulation of autophagy; negative regulation of bone resorption. Lineage: Eukaryota; Metazoa; Chordata; Mammalia; Rodentia; Muridae. The record is from RefSeq and is a predicted model, not a curated record. Gene Ontology annotation, cellular component: lysosomal membrane.
UAGCGGUCCAGGGCACAGGUAACCCGGGUGCUUGGUGCGUGCGGCCUGGUCUCCGCCUCUCGGACGCCCGCCGCCAUCCGUAACCCCGGACGCCCGCCGGCAGCGCACUUUGCGCCGAUUCUCGACGAGAUGUACGCCGGGCGCGGCGCAUGGCUUCGAGUCCCCGCCGGCCACUGCGUAGUUUGCGUAGCGAACGGACGCUCGCGCAGGCGCAGGAGUGGGGCGGAGCAGCGGGAGCCGGGGAGCUGGAGCCUUGGUGUCCCGGCGACCGAAUCCCGCUUCCCCAGCCGCAGCCUGAAGACCUGACAUCGACUUCCUCUUAUUCACCAGGGCUGAGGGUGGACGCGGUGGGGAAACAACAUCUGGAAUCUUGAGGACAGAAGAAGAAGCCCCCCAAUCCGGAUUAUUGGAGGGGAAAGAGCAACCAAGCUUGAGGAGGGGGAGAGCGGGGCGUUGGGCGCCCCCGCAGCGGCCGCUGCCCUAAGCUCACGGGCAUCGGCCGGCUCUCCCCCUCCUGCCAGCCCGACACGAGCGACCAAGGCCAGGGACUCUCUGUGCCACUGCAUCCUCCCAUCUUUGCUCUGGGGCUGGCCCAGGGAGGGACACCCCCAACCCCCACUCCAUUUGCCCUGGAUAGGAAAGACCACCCUUACACACUCCAGAGUGACGGGUACAGGGCCCAGGUUACCCUUGCCCAUCCUCCCCGCCCCCAUCUCUGUUGAGGAGGAAAGGCCUGGCUGUCCCAACUUCUUUCCUCCAGAGUCCCCAUCUCUCGCCGCCUCCUGCAGUUCCCAUCCCUCCGUAUUUAUUUCCCUGGCUUCUGGCCAGGCCUCCAUCUCUGUCUCCGGGUUUCAGGCCUCCCUCCUUGACAUGGAGAGUAACCUGUCUGGCCUGGUCCCUGCAGCCGGGCUGGUCCCUGCACUGCCGCCUACAGUGACCCUGGGGCUGACCGCUGCCUACACUGCCCUAUAUGCCCUGCUCUUCUUCUCUGUCUAUGCCCAGCUCUGGCUGGUGCUUCUCUAUGGGCACAAGCGCCUCAGCUAUCAGACGGUGUUCCUGGCACUCUGUCUGCUCUGGGCAGCCUUGCGUACUACACUCUUCUCCUUCUACUUCCGAGAUACUCCCAGGGCCAACCGCCUGGGGCCCUUGCCUUUUUGGCUUCUCUAUUGCUGCCCUGUCUGCCUGCAGUUCUUCACACUGACGCUUAUGAACCUCUACUUUGCCCAGGUAAUCACGGGAACUGGUGUGGUGGGAGUAGGAGGGGCAAGCCCAAGGGUCCAAAGUCGUGAUGGGUAUCUCUGCUCCCAGGUGGUGUUCAAGGCCAAGGCGAAGCGUCGGCCAGAGAUGAGCCGAGGCUUGCUGGCUGUCCGAGGGGCCUUCGUGGGUGCUUCACUGCUGUUUUUGCUGGUGAACGCACUGUGUGCAGUGCUGUCCCGCCAGCGCCAGGCACAGCCCUGGGUCCUUCUGCUGGUACGUGUCCUGGUGAGCGACUCCCUCUUCGUCAUCUGUGCCCUCUCGCUUGCUGCCUGCCUCUGCCUCGUCGCCCGGCGAGCCCCCUCCACUAGCAUCUACUUAGAGGCCAAGGGGACCAGUGUGUGCCAGGCGGCUGCCAUAGGGGGUGCCAUGGUCCUGCUUUAUGCCAGCCGGGCCUGUUACAACCUGGCAGCUCUGGCCUUGGCCCCUCGGAGCCGGCUAGAUGCCUUCGAUUACGAUUGGUACAACGUAUCUGACCAGGCAGACCUGGUCAAUGACCUAGGCAACAAAGGCUACCUGGUGUUUGGCCUCAUCCUCUUCGUGUGGGAACUGCUGCCCACCGCGUUGCUGGUGGGCUUCUUCCGAGUGCACCGGCCCCCGCAGGAUCUGAGCACCAGUCGGAUCCUCAGUGGGCAGGUUUUUGGUUCCCGCUCCUACUUCUUUGACCGGGCUGGGCACUGUGAGGAUGAGGGCUGCUCCUGGGAGCACAGCCGGAGUGAGAGCACCAGCAUGUCCGGCAGCCUGGGCUCUGGCAGCUGGUAUGGUGCCAUCGGGCGUGAGCCAGGCUGGGGCGGGGCCAGCCAGACGAGGACCACUCCUCUGCUCUUCUCCCAGGUGCCACGACCUGGCAGCCACCACCACAGCCUCUAUUCCACGCCACAGACGUGACCUCCUUUCUCUCCCUUUACAGCGCCCAGGCCCCAGCUCCCCUUACUCCCAGCCCCUGUGCCAAGUACAUCUGCUGCUUCUUGCCCAGAAUGCCAGGGGACUGUGGCUGCCUUUCCCCUCUGGCCAGCUCCUUGCUGCUCCUAUGGUAGUGAGCUUGUGCCACCUCCCUACGAUAGGGUCAAGGCCCCCGGGACACCAGAUACCCACAGUGCCCUGGCAUGACCUGCCACCUCUGCUUCCACACUGGAGCCAGCUACCUCUCCUGUGCCUACCACUCAAUAAACAG